This is a messenger RNA of Rhinolophus ferrumequinum (greater horseshoe bat), 2025 nucleotides long. RefSeq names its product serine/arginine repetitive matrix 5 (gene SRRM5). Bases 1 to 2025 code for a protein of 674 amino acids. Lineage: Eukaryota; Metazoa; Chordata; Mammalia; Chiroptera; Rhinolophidae. The record is from RefSeq and is a predicted model, not a curated record. The transcript has a single exon.
AUGUCCCCCGUGGCUUCCAGGACCACAAGCCCUUUUGCGCCCACCAUGUCUUCUCCACCUACAAGAUCCUCAAAGCCCAGCGUGUCUCCGGCGUCCACUGGACCCUCGAUGCCCACAGCAUCUCCCAAGGCUCGUGCCUCCGUGAAGAACACUCAAUCCGCAAGGCCCACCAAGCCAUCGACAGCACCCAACUUAGUCAGGAGCCCCAGCAGUUCCAAGUCUACCAAACGGGCAAGUACAAAGACAGCCCCUUCUAAGCAGCCCAGCAGCCGGUCCCAAGGCCGCAGCAGGGCGAGAACACCCAGCAAGGCCAGCACCGAUACCAGGACCAGCAAAGCCAGCAAGGCGGGCAGGGUAAGACACCACCAGCAGAAGGGCACACACAGCCGGGGCAGAACUCCCAGUAGGAAGAGACCUCAGGGUGCAAAACGAGGUAUGUCCAGCAGGGAAAGAACUCCUACUUCCCAGCAAAAACAGAGUGGGGGGAAGAGUUACAGCCAGCCGAGAACCAACAACCAGGAAAGGAGUGAGAGCCAGCCUAGGAAUAAGAGCAGAGAGAAGAGUUAUAGCCCCCCAGGAGCCUCGUGUAUGGGGAAGAGUUUCAGGCUGGCUGUAACCCCCAGUAGAGCAAAGAGUUACAGCCCCACCAGAAUUCUCUUCAAGGAAACAGGUUUCAGCCAGUCUCCAUCAUCAUCGAGGAGGGUAAAGAGUUAUAGUCAGAUGAUUACCCUCAGCAGGGAAUGGAGUUACAGCCCAACUGAAAUGUCUAGCAGGGUCAAGAGUUACAACCAGGUUAGUGUAUCCAGCAGGACCCGAAGUCACAGCCGAUCUAGCACCCCCAGCAGGACUCAAAGUCACAGCCGGUCUAGAACACCCAGAAGGGCAAGAAGUCGCAGUCGGAAGAGGACUCACAGCAGGGAGAGAAGUCACAGUUGGAAAAGAAAUCACAGUAGGGCAAGAAGUCGUACCCGGAAGGGAACUCCGAGCCAGAUGAGAAGACAUAGCCAGUCUAGAACCCCUAGCAAAGAGAGAGAUCACAGACGAUCUAGAAUCCCCAGCAAGGAGAAAGAUCAGAGACAAUCUAGAAGCCCCAGCAAGGACAGAGAUCAUAGCCGAUCUGAAACCUCCAGCAAGGAAAGAAAUCAUAGCCGAGCUAGAACCCCCAGAAAAGAGAGCUAUCACAGCCAAUCUAGAACCUCCAGCAAGGCAAGAGAUCAUAGCCGAUCUAGAAGCUCCAGUAAGGAAAGAGAUUAUAGCCAAUCUAGAAGCUUCAGCAAAGAAAGAAGAGAUCUUAGCCGAUCUAGAAGCUCCAGUAAGGAAAGAGAUAACAGCCGAUCUAGAUGCUCCAGUAAGGAAAGAGAUCACAGCCGAACUAGAACCCCCAGAAACCAGAGUGAUCACAGCAGAACUAGAAAUCCCAGAAAGGAGAGAGAUCAUAGCCAAUCUAGAAGCUUCAGCAAGGAAAGAGACCACAGCCGAUCUAAAAGCUCCAGCAAGGAAAGAGAUCACAGUCAAUCUAGAAGCUCCAGUAAGGAAAGAGAUCACAGCCGAUCUAGAAGCUUCAGCAAGGAAAGAAGAGAUCACAGCCAAACUAGAACCCCCAGAAAACAGAGAGAUUACAGCAGAACUAGAAGCUCUGAAAAGGAAAGAAGAGAUCACAGCCGAACUAGAACCCUCAGAAAAGAGAGAGAUCACAGUGGAACUAGAGCUCCCAGAAAGGAGAGAGAUUACAGUCGAUCUAGAACCUUCAGUAAGAGAGAGGACAGCCAAUCUAGAAGCCCCAGCAAGGAGAGCAUUCACAGCCAAUCUACAACCCCCAGAAGUCUCAGCUGGAAAGGAUCCUUUAGCAGGGCCCAGAGUCCUAGUCAGAACAGAACACCCACUGAGACAGGAAGCCAACCCCCCUCAAGACUUCUCAGUCGAGCCCCAAUCCCAAGCCAGGAUCGUAUUCAAGCCAACACCACCACCUCUAAGGCCAUCUCACCUGGAGAGAGGUCCUCAUCAUCUUCUUCCAAACUGGCGUAG